Hipposideros armiger (great roundleaf bat) is the source of this 1972-nucleotide messenger RNA. RefSeq names its product contactin-associated protein-like 3. The transcript has 12 exons. NCBI's taxonomy places the organism in Eukaryota, Metazoa, Chordata, Mammalia, Chiroptera, Hipposideridae. The annotation marks the transcript as partial. The record is from RefSeq and is a predicted model, not a curated record.
GGCUUUCCAGGAAACACAAACGCAGAUAGUGUGGUCCACUACAGACUCCAGCCUCCCUUUGAAGCCCGGUUCCUGCGCUUCCUCCCCUUAGGCUGGAAUCCGAAGGGCAGGAUUGGGAUGCGGGUUGAAGUGUACGGAUGUGUAUACAGAUCUGAGAUGGUUAAUUUUGAUGGAAAAAGUUCCUUGCUGUACACAUUUAAUCAGGACACCAUGAAUCCAACAAAAGAUGUUUUUUCUUUGAAAUUUAAAACCAGGCAGAAUGGCGGGAUUCUACUCCACAGAGAAGGACAAAAUGGCAAACACAUCACCCUGAAGUUAGUUAAAGGAAAACUCAUCUUAUUACUUAAUUCAGGCAGUGCUAACUCACCCUCCCCUGACGCCAGUGUGACCCUCACCUUGGGCAGCUUGCUGGACGACCAGCAUUGGCAUCAUGUCCUCAUUGAAAUCCUGAACACGCAUGUCAGCUUCACCGUGGACAGGCACACUCAUCAUUUCCAGGCAAAGGGAGAGUCCAGCUACUUGGAUCUUGAUUAUGAGAUCAGCUUUGGAGGGAUUCCUGGACAUGGAAAAUCAGUGGUGUUCCCACAUAAAAAUUUUCAUGGCUGCUUUGAAAAUCUCUGUUAUAAUGGAGUGGAUAUCAUCGACUUGUCCAAGAAACACAAACCACAGAUCCUCAUCAUGGGAAACGUGUCCUUCUCGUGUUCAUACCCUCAAACUGUCCCCGUGACUUUUCUGACCUCCAGGAGUUACUUGGCUCUGCCAGACAUCUCUGGAAAGGACAAAGUGUCUGUCACUUUCCAAUUCCGAACGUGGAACAGAGCAGGACUGUUGCUGACCAGUCAGUUUCAGCAUGAAUCAGGGGCUUUCACCCUUGUCCUUCAUGAUGGAAAGCUCAAACUGAGUGUCUUGCAGCCUGGACGUUCAGCAAGGGAUGUCACAGCAGGUACUGGAUUGAAUGAUGGGCAAUGGCACUCUGUGUCCUUGUCUGCUAAAGGGAGUCAUCUGAAUGUGAUGGUGGAUGGUGCGGCAGCUUCCAUGGCCCAUUUCCUGAGUGGGCAGAUUGAUCUGGGCGACAACUAUUAUUUGGGGGGCUGUCCCAGCAACAUCUCUAGCUCUGGAUGUGGAAGUUCCCUGGGGGGAUUUCAGGGCUGCCUGAGGCGCAUCUCUAUUGGCAACAAGGCAGUGGAUCCUGUCUCAGUACAACAGGGGGCACUGGGAAGUUUUCGUGAUCUCCUGAUUGACUCCUGUGGCCUCACAGACAGGUGUCUGCCCAGCUUCUGUGAACACGAGGGUGAAUGUUCCCAGUCCUGGGACUCCUUCUCCUGUAACUGCGCACACACUGGUUAUGCGGGCGCAACCUGCCAUUCCUCUCUCUACAAGCAGUCAUGUGAAGCCCACAAGUACAGAGGGGACUCUUCAGGGCUCUACUAUAUCGACUCAGAUGGAAGUGGCCCUUUGGGACCAGCUCUUGUUUAUUGCAACAUGACAGAUGCAGCAUGGACCUCAGUGCAGCACAAUGGCUCCCACUUGGCCAGGGUCAAAAGCUCGAAUGAAGAAAACCCCCCUCCUGUGGUUUUCAAGUACAGGGCCAGCAUGGACCAGCUCCAGGCCAUAACCAACCGUGCGAACCGCUGCCAACAGGAGCUGGCUUUCCACUGCAAGAAGUCAAGGCUUUCACCUCACCAUGAUGGAACCCCAGUGAGCUGGUGGGUUGGAAGAACCAAUGAAACACACACUUACUGGGGAGGUUCUCUGCCUGAUGCUCAAAAGUGUACUUGUGGAUUAGAGGGGAACUGCAUUGAUUCUCAAUAUUACUGCAACUGUGAUGCUGACCGGAAUGAAUGGACCAGCGACACUGUCGUCCUUUCCUGUAAGGAGCACUUGCCAGUCACUCGGGUUGUGAUGACAGACGCAGGCCGACCACACUCCGAAGCAGCCUACACACUGGGGCCUCUGCUCUGCCAGGGGGACA